Ipomoea triloba (trilobed morning glory) is the source of this 1790-nucleotide messenger RNA. RefSeq names its product inorganic phosphate transporter 1-11-like. NCBI's taxonomy places the organism in Eukaryota, Viridiplantae, Streptophyta, Magnoliopsida, Solanales, Convolvulaceae. Gene Ontology annotation, cellular component: membrane. The record is from RefSeq and is a predicted model, not a curated record. The coding region runs from base 31 to 1632 and encodes 533 amino acids. Gene Ontology annotation, molecular function: transmembrane transporter activity. Gene Ontology annotation, biological process: transmembrane transport. The transcript is spliced from 2 exons.
GGAGCACAAACUUCGUUACAGCUAACAACAAUGUCGUCAUCCAACAAUCUUGCAGUGCUAAAUGCACUCGAUUCCGCCCGGACACAAUGGUACCACGUCACCGCCAUCGUGAUCGCCGGAAUGGGCUUCUUCACCGACGCCUACGAUCUCUUCUGCAUCUCCACCGUCUCGAAGCUUCUAGGCCGGAUAUAUUUCUACAGGGGCAGCGGCCCGGGGAAACUGACUCAUUUCGCGAACAAUAUUGUCAUCGGAGUGGCUCUCGUCGGCACACUUUCCGGCCAGUUAGUCUUCGGCUGGCUGGGCGAUAAGCUCGGCCGGAAAAAAGUCUACGGAAUCACACUUAUCCUCAUGGUUAUCUGCGCCAUUUUUUCCGGCCUUUCAUUAGGCUCCAGCCCCACCGCUGUGAUCGGCACGCUCUGUUUUUUCCGAUUCUGGCUCGGAUUCGGGAUCGGCGGCGACUAUCCACUCUCCGCCACGAUUAUGUCGGAAUACGCCAACAAAAAGACGCGUGGAGCGUUUAUCGCGGCGGUUUUCGCGAUGCAGGGCGUCGGAAUCAUCUUCGCCGGCCUUGUCUCCAUGAUAAUUUCCAGGAUUUUCCUCCAUUUUUACGGCGGCCCGCCGCCGAAAAUCGACGGCGUGUUUGCGACGGAGCCGGAGGCGGAUUACGUGUGGAGAAUCGUGCUGAUGAUGGGGGCGCUGCCGGCGGUGCUGACGUAUUACUGGCGGAUGAAGAUGCCGGAGACGGGGCGGUACACGGCGAUUAUACAGGGGAAUGCUAAGCAGGCGGCUAUAGAUAUGGGGAAAGUUAUGGACAUUGAAAUCCAAGCGGAUAAUGAUAAGUUGUCGCAGUUUAAGGCGGCUAAUAGCUAUAAACUAUUUUCCGAUGAGUUUUGGCAGCGCCACGGGCUUCACUUGGUCGGAACUAUGAGCACGUGGUUCUUACUGGAUAUUGCUUUCUACAGCCAAAAUCUCACCCAAAAAGAUAUCUUUCCGGUGAUGCACCUAACGGAACCGGCCAAAGAAGUCAGCGCGUUGAAGGAAAUGUUCCAGGUUUCACGGGCCAUGUUCGUGAUUGCCCUAUUUGGGACGUUCCCGGGCUACUGGUUCACCGUCUUCUUCAUCGAGAAAAUCGGGAGGUGGAACAUCCAGGUCGUCGGAUUCUUCAUGAUGUCGUUGUUCAUGGCGAUCAUCGGAGUCAAGUACGAUUACCUGAAGGAGUCGGAGAAUAGAUGGACGUUCGCGACGCUUUACGGGCUGACGUUUUUCUUCGCGAAUUUCGGCCCGAACAGCACGACGUUUGUUCUCCCGGCGGAGCUCUUCCCGACGAGGGUGAGGUCCACGUGCCACGCGCUCAGCGCCGCCGCGGGGAAGGCGGGGGCGAUGGUGAGCGCGUUCGGGGUGCAGUACUACACGCAGGACGGCGACUCGACGAAGAUAAAAAAAGCUAUGCUUUUGUUGGCUUUUACUAACAUGCUGGGAUUCGGUUGCAGUUUCUUGCUGACGGAGACGAAGGGGAGGUCGCUGGAGGAAAUUUCCGGCGAGGAUGGCGGCGGAGCGACGGAGACGCCGGCGACGGAUAGAACAACGCCGCCGCCGCCGCCGCCAGGUCACAGGGAAGGAGAUUGGGAGUGAUUUUGGUAGAUUAGAAAGUGUAUCGGUUUGAACGUAAUAAGCGGGUGCACUUGAUGUGUUGUAUGUAUGUAUGUGUGUGUCAGCAUCCUUAUGAAUAAUAUGUGGAGUUGUAAUGAACAUCUACAUUUUGAAGGAGAAUUUUUCUUUUAUUCCCUUUA